Argiope bruennichi is the source of this 5543-nucleotide messenger RNA. RefSeq names its product monocarboxylate transporter 14-like. The record is from RefSeq and is a predicted model, not a curated record. The coding region runs from base 448 to 2424 and encodes 658 amino acids. The transcript is spliced from 6 exons. Gene Ontology annotation, biological process: monocarboxylic acid transport; transmembrane transport. NCBI's taxonomy places the organism in Eukaryota, Metazoa, Arthropoda, Arachnida, Araneae, Araneidae. Gene Ontology annotation, molecular function: monocarboxylic acid transmembrane transporter activity.
UGACGCAUCUCUGUGACGUCAUCCCAAGAGAUGCUAGAGGCAGCGGAGUACCUUUCUCCACAGCCACCGUUAUAUUCAAAGCACAUUCAUCCAUCAGCUGAUCACUUCCGAGCAAAACAAGCAAACACAUUUAAAACAAAAACUAAACUCCCUUUGUCUCUUCAUCCUAUCUUUGCAUGUAAAGAUUUGCCAUCAGAGAAGUGUGAGGAGAAAUAUAGCGAUAUUUUAAUAUAGGAUUGUCUCCCAUUGGAAUCAUAGGAGCUACCAAAACGGGUCCUAAUACACUGGAGUCCUUUACAGCCGACGCAAUUGGGCGGUUAAGAACUCCCAACGCUUCUUGGAGGUGGAGGUAUAUGCGUGAAGCAGAAGGUGGUGGUCUUUUAUUAAGACUUUUAAUUAUCUCUAUGAGAUCUUCCUGGACACGGUGACGAAACAAGUGCUCAGACAAUGGUGGUGGUCAAACGAGAUUCCAUGAAGAAGGCUUCCGAAGAAGCUACCAUGCCCACUCCACCCGAUGGUGGAUGGGGAUGGGUGGUGGUUUUUGCUUCUUUUAUGAUCCACGUGGUGGCCGAUGGUGUCACCUAUACCUUUGGAAUAUUUUACUAUGAGUUUUUAAAGUAUUAUGGUGAAAGUAAAGGCACAACAGCAUGGGUCGCCUCCAUUAUGGUUGGCACCACCUACUGCAUAGGCCCUAUUGCCAGUGGACUCACAAACAGAUAUGGCUGCCGUGCAGUCACCAUUGCGGGGUCCAUACUUGCUGCUGCAGGUCUCAUGCUAAGCACUCUGGCCCCAAAUGUGCUCACCCUCUAUUUUACUAUCGGAAUUUUAACAGGUGCUGGACUUGGUCUUAUGUACCUUCCUUCCAUAGUUAGCGUUACAUGUUAUUUCGAGAAACAACGUGCCUUUGCAACAGGAAUAGCAGUAUGCGGUUCAGGCAUGGGCACUUUUGCAUUAGCACCACUGACUGAGUAUUUAGUAGAAAUGUACGGAUGGAAAGGGUCAAUGCUUAUAAUAGCUGCCAUGGUACUUAAUUGCACAGUUUUUGGAGCCUUAUUUCGCCCUUUAGAAGCCUCUUGCCCUCGGAAAAAAGUACUUCCAGUCAUAAAGAACCCAGAAUUACCGAAACUUAAGCUAAGCAAUGGCACUCUGAGCAACGGAAGAUUAUCGGUCACAGAAGAUGGAAUCAGUCCGUCGACACCUCUAAUGUUCCAAGCUAAUGGACAUGCCACAACAGAAGGAGAAUCGAAAAAACACUCUGAAGACACAGUUUCUAAUGAUUCAAGACUUACCAAUGGCUUUAUAAAUCACUCUAAAUCUUUGGACAUAACUCCAAAGAUGAUGCUUCCGCCAGGGUAUAGCACAAACCCUUCCACGCCCUUAGAAGCUAAUAGUGUCAGUAAAGAUAAUAUUCUUAGAUCUAAUGGCUGCACUCAUGAUAAGAAGACAGAUUCGACUCUUAGGAAUAGUUUAAUGCUGCCAACGGAUUUCCUUCGUAGAAAAGUGGAAGGAACUCCCUUAUCGAGCUUUGUAUGUUCUUCGGCUUCCCUGGCCCAAACCCACAAAGAACUUUCUCAGUUGGAAUAUUCUUGUUCACAGUCCCAUCAUGGAGGUCUCAUGUACAGAAAAGAUAUUUUUUACAGUGGAAGUUUGGUUAGUCUGGCUAAAUAUAGAUCACAUCCUAACAUUUCAUAUUCUUCUGUAUGGGAUAAUUCGGAAGGCGAAUCGAAGAGAAGUCGAUUCAAAUGCUGUCCUAAAGAAAUGCGAGAUGCUCUUGGAGAAAUGACAAAUUUCUCACUUCUGAAGAAUCCUGUUUUUCUCUUGUUUGCCGUUUCCAAUUUUUUAACCAGCAUCGGAUUCAAUGUACCUUAUAUUUACACGAAGGACAGAGUCACUGAUUUGAAUUUGACCACCGCUGAAGAAGCCAGUUUUCUUCUAUCUAUAAUAGGAAUAUCCAAUACUAUUGGCAGAGUCACAUUGGGCUACUUAUCUGACAGAUCAUGCGCCAACCGAUUGUGGAUCUACAAUGUUAGUUUGCUCAUUUGUGGUUUGUCUACUGCUUUAAGCGCCUAUGCAUUGGACUAUUCUUUAAUGGCGACCUAUUGUGCAACUUUUGGAGCUACUGCAGGAGCUUACGUUAGCUUGACUUCAGUCAUUCUUGUUGAUCUCCUGGGCUUGGAUAAAUUGACUAAUGCAUUUGGUAUUUUACUGGUCUUCCAAGGAAUUUCGAGUCUUAUCGGUCCUCCGAUUACAGGUUGGCUGUAUGAUUUCCUGGGUUCUUAUGACCCGGGAUUCUUCAUGUCUGGUACCAUGAUUGCCAUCAGUGGUAUUAUGCUAUUCCUGGUGCCUUGUCUCCAAAAACCGCCCACUGUCCAUCUGCCAGAUCCCGAAGAUCCCAAACCUAAGACGGCAGAAACAUCUGCUUAAAAAUCAUUCAUCAGGUCAUUAACGCUGCAUACAACAGUUCCGGAUGGGUUGCUGUGACGGCUUUUCUAAGCACGCUUAUUCGAACUUUGCCAAAAAAUGGUUGGAAGAUUUCAACACAUACUACUAGCGCAACAAAUGUAAAAAAAAGAUGAAGCCAUAAAUUUCAAGAGUCUGAAAUAGAGGAUGUAUCAAACAGGGAUUGUUUCUAAUGUAUAAGUGUGCUUGAAACAACAAAAUAGUGUUCGUUUCGUUUAGCAAUUUUGUCAAAAAUUAAUGUCCUUAUUUUGUUGUUUCAAAUUUGCUGGCGUAUUAUUGUCUACACUCUUUUUUUGUGCCAAACUAGAGAUGGAAGUCUGGGGAAAAAAUGAGUCUUAUUUAUGCUUUCUCCUGAAAACAGCAAUCCAUGUCUUGCUGUUGAUGCACACUGUUUUGUAUCAUAUAGAAUCAUUGUUUAUCAUCAUACAUUUAGACCAAUGUUUAAAUCGUGAUAUUUUAUAUACCGCGUAUAUACUGUGAUGUUGAGUGAGUGCUUGUGUGUAUGAGUGUAUAAUUUUGGGCUUUAUUUCUUCUAUGAAAUGAUAAAAAAAAAGGUUAGAGAAUUAGUCUUAAACACUUGCAACUGUAUUUUAUGACUCUUAUACUAAAAAAGUUAUUUCUCUCUUGAUUGAAUGGUAUUUGAAAUAUAUCCGUGACUCAGUGUGCAUUUUACUUAAUUUUUGAAUUAUUUGAUCAACAAACUUUUUUCAGAAAUGCUAUAUUAAAAAUUGAUUUAAAAUAUAAAAUUAGUGUUUUUAAUAAUCGGUCAUAAAUUUUCUUAAAUGAAACUAGAAUUGAAUUUUGGUGAUAUUACGAAGUUGGGAAUUAUUAGAGUUUUCCUAAUUACAGCAACAAUUUUUUAAUGAUAAUUUAAAUAUUAUUUUUUACUUGUAUUAUAUUUUUUAAGUAACACUCUGAAUUUUGCAUGGUCGCUUCCGCAAAAUUUUCGUUGGGAUAUUUUAAGUUUUUAAAAUUACACCCGAUGAGAUUAAAGUUCAGAAUUAAUUUGGGAAAAUUAUAUUCACUAGUUUAUAGAUUCUUUAAAAUCGUGUACUGAAUUAACGUGUUUAGUCUGUCCGAACCAUAACGAAGAAAGUUUGAAUACGCAAUGGUCUUUACCAUUAAUAAUACACAGUAUACAAAAACAGAACUACAGUAAUGCACUAAACGCAAAGAUGCAUAGCAGAAAACUAUCAUGAGGUUCCAAAUUUUUUUUCUACAGCAUAAAGCUAGUUGCGCAUCAUCGCAUGUGUAAUCGGAUCGAUUUAGAUUGUAAAGGUAAUAUCAACAUGCGUCUAAUCUUCUAAGAUCUUGGUUGACAUUUACUUCUGCGGCUAUUUUAUAACCGAGAGCUUUAUGCAUCCACAAAAAAGAAAAAAAAACAAUAAUUGCUAGAGAGAUUUUUUUUUUGAAUAAAGUAUUGGUAUAUUUUUUCUAAUGCUCGCCCUUUCCAUUCACAUAAUAUCAGUGCCUCGACCUUGCCAUUCAUAUGAUGCCUCUUCCAAUCUUUAGCGCUCACAUAAUGUAAGUGCUCGACUUUGCCAUUCAUAUAAUGCCAGUUCCUGACCUUGCCGCUCACAUAAUGGCAGCGCUCAUAUUUGCCACCUUCUCUAUACUUCAGCCAUUCUUCACCUGCAAUAUCUCUUAAGUGAUCCUCCCUUAUUUUAUCCAGUAAGCCUGCCAAUAAUGCAAUUUAAGCAUUUCUGAACAUAAUUUCUUAUGUAAAAAUAGUAUAUCAUGUUUCGAUGGUCUAACACGUAAGAUUUCUACACGCUAUGUUGAGAUACCUUAACUAUUACUAAAUAUUAAACUAAGACAUAUCGUUUAAUUAUUUUUCAUUCAAUGCUAAUUAUAUACUUUAAAUUUAAUUAUUGUUUAUUUGUAUCUAAAGAAUUCUUUAAUAUAUAUAUAUAUAUCGAUACAUCAUCAGACAUCUCAAGUUGCUGUAGUUAAAUACUUUUUGGUGAGUGAACUAAAUAUUAAUCUUUUAGAACACAAUGCUUUCAUGAUAUAAUUAAUUAACGGUAUAGUUAUUUUUGAAUUGUAAAUUACUAUCAAUAUAUCUACGGAUUGCAUUGUUUAUUCUUUAUGCAGUGGAAAUUUCAAGUUCAAUUUUUUUAUUUCUGCAUAAAUUUAAAAAAAAUAAUAUCUUUUUUAAAAACAUUUUUUUAUAGAUCAUGUUUAGUGAAUGGAUUGUAUGUGCAUAAUGUUAUAUUUUAUGAAGUUUGAAUUUUCUGUAUUCUGUAAUGUUUAGAUUUAUCGUGUACUGUAAUUCUGUAGAUUAUUUUCUGUGAAGGACUUUUAUUUUAUGUAUAUCAACAUUUUAUUCUAUCUUCGCAUUAAUAUUUUUUUUGUAUAUGUAAAAUUCUCAAAACUGCGGGCAUUGAGAAUUUGGCGAUUUAAUGCUUACGAGUACGGAGAGUAUUGUGAAAAUUUUGCCGAAAUGCAAAUAAUUUUGUUUUUUAGGAAAUGUUUUUCUCGGAUACUUUUUUUCUGCUCUGGUACUAUAUAUCAAAAGCUGAAAAUAUUUGAAGCACACUGCAACGCUACUUUUAAUACUGUUUGCACAAAACAGUUGUGUAGUUAUAACUUUGUCACAAUUUUUUUUUAUAAAAUAUGGCGGAUCAAUAUGAAACCUUACAUUUUUGCAUAAUUUUAAAAGUAAACAUGAAAUUUAAUGCAAUAUAAUAAGUAUCCUCUUUUAAUUUUACACUUCAUUGAUUUCAUUUCUAAUAUUUAAAAUAUCUUUUCAUAAACUGUAAAAAUAAUAUUGGUUCUAAAAUUCAGAGCAUUGUAUACUAGAUAGAAAGUUUAUUAUGAAAUACUGUGCUCUGAAUACAUAAUUUACUAUCAAUUACUGGAUUUGAAAAAUGAUUUGGAAUAGCAACAACACCUUUUGUGCUAUAGUAUAGGGAUCUAUGUUAAUUAUAGCAUUAAAAUAUUUUUAAUACCUGGUAUACAUAAAAAUAAGUGUUAUUUCUAUUUAAAAAUGCAUGAAAUUCUGUAAUGUAUACAUCAUUCUGUCUUCAGUGAAGAUGAAAAUUGGCAAAAAAUACCUAUAAUAUGGUACAAAUAAAAGUCAU